GAAUAUAUAAGAGCAAAAAUGAAGUUCAAACAACCAAAAAAACUACUAUACCUAACAGUCACGAUGUUGUAUAUAUACUUCGAUGGUGGGUCAAACCACUUUCCGUGUGCUCAACAAGAAGAAGCAAAACACAACAUAACGAUAUCCAUUAAUCUUUCUUUCUGUGUAAUAAAGAAAACCAAAAAAAGUCUCUUUCUACGAUAGACAAAAGGCAUACAUACGGUUUUGUAUCAACUUCUUCAAGUAAACACGUAGCUUCAUGGAUGAUAGUCCUGGGAGGUUAAAUAUUAUCCCCGAUCACUUUCAAGUCUCAACCUCUGGUGAUGACACUCCUCAAACCAUAACUUCAUCUACUCAACAGCCAAAAAUUGAUAAUUCAUCCAGGUCAAGUAGCCAUUUCUGGUCUGGGAGAAAACUACUAAGUGCUGCAUUCAUGCUGAAUUUGUUUAGCCUGCGAAGGCUGUCAUGGGGUUCUAGCACCAAUGGUCAGGAAAAGGUUGAGUUAAGUGUGGUAGAGUUAGAAUCACUUCGAUCAGAACUUGCUUACUUAGAAGAGAGGGAAGCUCACUUGAAAGCUCAGUUGCAACAUGUUGAUGAAAUUCUGCGCUCUGCUCGGUUCUCUGGUUAUUUGUACAUCCGAACUAGAUGGACAGCUCUACCUGGGGAGCCUCCACCACUUGAUGAUACUGAUGUAGAUGAUUGGCUUCCUCGCUUUGUUGUCCUUAAUGGACCGUGCAUCUUUUUCUAUUUGUUGUCCACAGAUUUGAGUCCUCAAGAUUCCACUCUAUUAUCAGAUAUUGUUGAAGUAGGUUCUCUCCCAAGCCUUACACGAGAAUCUGAUCAGACAUGGCAUUCCUUUUAUAUCUUAACUCGUCAAGGGCUGCGAUAUGAAUGCUCAAGCAUUUCUGAAGUACAGGUGGAUUCAUGGCUGAAGGUGUUAGAGACUGACAUCAAGUCGGAACCUAUAUGGAGAUCUGCUUCCAGAGCUGCACAGUCUCUCCUCUCUUCAGCCUCUAAAAGCUCUCGCUUUUACUCUGAAGGGAGAGCUGUCGCAGCAGCAGUUUCAUUCAGUGGAAAGUUGCCUUUCCUAGCUUCGGUUCAUGGAAGGACUGGUUCUUCAAAUGUGGCUAGGCAAUGGAUUUCAGGGGCUCUUGCAUUUCCUGCCGCAGUUUAUAUGCUCCAAGAACAGGAGGCACAUGCUGCUCAGAUGGAGCAAACUUUCAUUGCCAUCAAGCCUGAUGGAGUGCAGAGAGGGCUGAUUUCAGAAAUCAUUUCUCGUUUUGAGCGAAAAGGUUUUAAACUUGUAGCAAUUAAAGUGGUGGUUCCUUCUAAGGAACAUGCUCAGAAACAUUAUCAUGAUCUGAAGGAAAGACCGUUCUUUAAUGGUCUUUGUGACUUCCUUAGCUCAGGACCUGUUGUUGCCAUGGUAUGGGAAGGAGAAGGGGUGAUCAAAUAUGGUAGGAAACUUAUUGGAGCAACGGAUCCUCAGAAAUCAGAACCAGGAACUAUCAGGGGUGAUCUAGCCGUUGCUAUUGGAGGAAAUGUCAUUCACGGAAGUGAUGGACCCGAGACCGCCAAGGAUGAGAUUAACUUAUGGUUCAAACCAGAGGAAUUGGUUAGCUACACUAGCAAUGCUGAGAAGUGGAUCUAUGGAGUGAACUGAUAAGUAUUUUUUGUUUUAGCAUCUCUCAUCAGAGAUCUAGGUCCCUCAUAAAGAGUGGGAUGGACAUAAUUGUUAGAAUAAAAUCAUUUCUUGCUGAGAGGUGAGUGACAAAAUUCCUUCGCUACGAAUUACUGGCAAUGUGAAAUUUGAUCAUUAAUGCAUUCCACCUCAUUGCCAAUCA
Messenger RNA from Populus trichocarpa (black cottonwood), 1844 nucleotides. RefSeq names its product nucleoside diphosphate kinase 3. The transcript has 16 exons. The record is from RefSeq and is a predicted model, not a curated record. Lineage: Eukaryota; Viridiplantae; Streptophyta; Magnoliopsida; Malpighiales; Salicaceae. Gene Ontology annotation, biological process: UTP biosynthetic process; GTP biosynthetic process; CTP biosynthetic process. Gene Ontology annotation, molecular function: nucleoside diphosphate kinase activity. The coding region runs from base 260 to 1663 and encodes 467 amino acids.